GUCGGUAAAAUUAUCAUGAUAAGGUGUUGUGAUUUGUUUAUGCGCGUGCGAGAUAGUCAGCUGUGUACUACUUCAGACCGAUUCAUGGACGGCAUUUGUAUGUACAUUCACCCCGCUCCUUUCCUAUCUUGAACGUAUUUGCACUGCUCACCGCAUACAUUGUCACCUUAUGAUUUAAAUUGUUCUUAAUAAUUUCCGGCACUGGGUAUUUAGUUUUUUUUUGACCCCUACUCCAAAGGCUAGCCGUGUUGUCGCCAACGGACCGCCGGGUCAAACGUCGGACGGGUUGUCGGAAAUUAGCCAUCGUCGGAACUGGUACGUUAAUUUUCGUUCGGAGCGGUUGUGAUUUUUUUUGUGUGCGCUACAACUGUUUUGUAUAUAUUUUUUUUUUGUCGCGAGUGUCCGCUAUUUUUGUUUAUAAUGUAAAUUCUUUGUUUGUUGGCGUCGGCUGAACCUGUCUCCGGUUUUCUUUAGACCUUCGGGGCUGCUUGUCCAAUAUGUUUAGACGACCUAAUAGAAGAUGUUUCUCAAACUAUGUGCUGUCAUAACAAAUUUCAUUCUGAAUGUUUAAAUUAUUGGAUUAAUAAACCUAACAAUUGUCCAUUAUGUCGCCAAGAUCCAUUUGAAAAGUGUCAGUUGUGUCAAAAAUUUUUACAUAAGCAUGUGACUAAUGUACAUUGUUGCGGAAGUCAGUUUCAUAACAAAUGUUUAGGUAAAUGGCUAACUCAAUCGAGUACAUGUCCUAAAUGUUAUAUAAAUUUAAUACCAAAGUGUCAAUUAUGUCAACAAUCAUUACGUGAUGAUGUGGCUAAUUUACAAUGUUGCAAAAGUCAGUUUCAUAACAAAUGUUUAGACAAAUGGUUAACUAAAUCGAAUGCGUGUCCUAAAUGUAAUAAUACAGAAUUAUUAACACAAUGUCAGUUGUGUAAAAAAUUUCCUAAUUCGGAUAUGACUUAUGUAAAGUGCUGUAAAAGUAUAAUUCAUAAUAAAUGUUUGGAUGAAUGGUUAAAAAAACAAAUAUAUGAAUGCCCUAAUUGUAAUAAUUAUUUAGAAAGAGAAUGUAAAAUGUGUCAUAAAUCUUUAUUUGUGGAUUUAACUAAUGUGAAAUGCAUAAUUUGUAAUUUUGAGUUUCAUAAGGAAUGCUUUGAUGAAUGGUUUAAACAAAAUAUAUGUGGUUGUCCUAAUUGUCAUAAACAUUUAAUAACAGGCGUUGACGUAUGUCAAAUAUGUCGAAAAUUUUUAAAUGAUGAUGUCACUAAUGUAAAGUGUUGCAAAAGUCAGUUUCAUCAGAAAUGUUUGGAUUAUCGGUUAACUAAAUGUGUUGCAUGUCCUACGUGUAGAGCAGAUUUGAUACCAGAUUAUGACAAAACUAUGGUCUGUUCUAACUGUAAAUAUAAAAGAAUUAAAACGGAUUUGGAUUUGGUAAAAAUGAAAUGUUGUGGUGUCAAUUUGUGUAGGUUUUGUAUUGGACAUCCAUCGAGAAAUAACUGUUUGUGCGGAAGAAGCUUUUUGGAAGAAAAUGUCGUCUGCCAUAUAUGUAAAAAUCCAGAAGGUAUCAUUAUAGGGAAUUCGGUAGUAAUGAAAUGUUGUGGUAAAAGUUUAUGUAAUGUAUGUAUAAAUUAUCAAAUGAAAACUAGAUGUUUGUGCGGAGAAUACUUAGUGAGAGGAAUUCCUUUCAAACCCGUAAGAAAAUGUACAAUGUGUCAUAAAAAUAUUGGAAAAUAUAAUUUUUCUUCUCUUUGUCCACAAAUAUAUUGCAAGGAUUGCUUUAAAUACACGAAAAAACAUUAUAAGUGUUGCAAAUAUUGUCAAGAAAAAUAGCGGAAAGUAAUUUUUAAUUUUAUGUUUAAUUUGUCAUUUAAGCAUUAUACAAUAAAAAAUUUACUCAUUGUUUAAAAUGUUUUAAAUAUUUAAAGCUGUUGUCAUAUACUCGUCACUAUUAUAACAUAAAAUAACAGUGGGCUACUCGUGUCCACAAUAAUUGUUUUUCAUUUAAGAUUGUUAACACUUAUUUAUAAAUUAUAUUCGUAUGCUUAAAAUAACAUGAUUGCUAUUAAAUAAAUAACUUUGAGAAAUA
Daktulosphaira vitifoliae (grape phylloxera) is the source of this 2077-nucleotide messenger RNA. RefSeq lists its product as uncharacterized. Lineage: Eukaryota; Metazoa; Arthropoda; Insecta; Hemiptera; Phylloxeridae. Gene Ontology annotation, molecular function: ubiquitin protein ligase activity. Gene Ontology annotation, biological process: protein ubiquitination. The coding region runs from base 535 to 1821 and encodes 428 amino acids. The record is from RefSeq and is a predicted model, not a curated record. The transcript has 12 exons.